GGGCUGCAUCCCGGACGCGGCGGCGGGAGUUGUGGCAGGUGCGCGGCGGCGGCUGCGCCGCGCUGUCCGCCGCUUCUUCGCUGCAAGGCUCAGAGAGGCCUUCAGGGAGACGAAAAGCCACCCGAAAUGCGUCUCUGUGCACCCUCUGCUCCGUAACUUCUCCAGAGGUAAGAGGGGGGAAAAGACCUAUGCGGAAAGUUACAGGAAGCUCACUUCAAAAUCCAGUUUUCAGCUGAGGAAAGCCUGGUAGCUGCUCCGUAUAGAGCGCCUCCGAGCUUUGUUGCCCCCCACCUCUCCCAGGCCCCGUCACCAGCCCAACACCUGCAAGCUCCCAGCCGCGGCCACCAUGUCUCCAAUGAGAAGCUGGUAUCCAACUUAUCUAUUAGUAAUUGCCUCUCUGAUAGCAGCACCGUUCCAAAGCCAGGAGUGUUUGGUAAAGAAAAUGGAAAAUACCAUCAUCAACAUAAACUUAGCUCUCUCCAAAGGCGUCAAGGGUACAGAACCAGUUUAUGCUUCAACUCCAGAAGCUUGCAUAAGUGCUUGCUGCUUGGGAGAAAAACUAUCAGGAGACAAAAAGUGUAACUUGAUGAUUUUCGAUGCUCGAAGGACAAGCACACAUCCUAACUGCUACCUGUUUUAUUGCCCUAGCACAGAGGCCUGUCCAACAAAACCGGCUAUAGGACUUGUGAGCUACAAGAUAACUAGAGACACCCAUGCUCUGGAGCAUACAUCCAUCAAAAAUGUACACUCUUUGGAUGUUGAAGCCUUUAUUUCUCGCAGUCCAAUGAACAAUCUGAAUCAUACCACUGAUUUGCAACAAUCUGACUUUCAUCCAGCAGCUGCACUCCUGAACCACAUGGCCAAGCAUGUAGACAGUAGUGAAUUUCAUACAGCUUCGCCUGAAAUAGGAGGGGCAAAACAUACUGAGAGCUUAGACUCCACCCCACGACAGAAAGUAGAAAACCUGCCGCCAACAAAGGUGUCUUUCACAGUUCUAACUGGAAAACCCUCUGCUUUACUCCUCACAACUCAGUCUGGUGUCUCUGAACUCAGCAGUACCACCGCUGCUCCUCUGCCAAAGAGUGUCACCAGCUCUCAGCCAACUGCUGCUGAACUUGGUGCCCUUACCACCAGCACAGUGACCUUUCUACCUAGAGCUGAACCUGGCAGCCCAACUGCCAGUGUUUCUGCUACUCACAUUCCUCUUUCCAGCCCUAAAACUUCUGCUUCUACCGCUACAACCAAAUGGGUGACCACAAAUGACAGCACUGAGCCAAGGUGGAGAAGGUCAGCCACCCCUUGGGUGCCAGCAGCUGUCUCCUCCAAUGACACCAACCUCCUCUCUUCUUCAGAUUUCUCCAGGUCUAGUAAUGAGUCCCCUGUGCCUUUCCAAAAUAACCAUCAGGGUUAUGAACCAUCUGAUUCAAAAAGCUACUUGCUGGAGGGCCGUCUGAGGUGGGAGGAUGUUGUUCAGAUAGGAGAAAAAAGCAGUCUUGUAGCAGCGUUACUUUUUGGGGUGAUAUUCUUGUUAUUAGUUAUGGCACUGACAGGGAAGAAAGUCCAUGAAUCUCUUCAGAAGAGACAUUAUACAAGGCUGGAUUAUUUGAUCAAUGGAACGUAUGCAGAUGUGUGAUGGGAAGGGAGAGGGAAAUGUUCAGUUAGGAGCAAAGGUGUUUAUUGCUGAGAGAUCUGCUCUGAAACCGAGCAGUAGGUGCUGAAAUCUUAGAAGAGAAUGUAUUCUGUUUUGGCCUCAAAUGGGAAAGCAGCAGAUGGUUUUGGCUGGGAAGAGAACUCCUAUUUCUACACUGAGUUGUAAUAUAUAACAAUUAGUGUAUUACUAAAUCUUAAUAAUAAACACUCAGAUCCAAGGUAAGCUAAGAAGUUCUUUAUUUUAAGGAGAAAAAUCAUCUUUGUAUGGCUGAUAACAGUCAAACCUGCUGUGAGUUUCCUUGCUUCUGGAACAGAUGAAUGAGGGUGUGUUUAAGCAUGUAAUAUUUACCACACAACUUCCAGUUCCAUAUUAUUCACACUUUU
Molecule: messenger RNA, 2034 nt
Organism: Rhea pennata
Lineage: Eukaryota; Metazoa; Chordata; Aves; Rheiformes; Rheidae
Gene: MANSC1
Product: MANSC domain containing 1
Exons: 3
Coding region: 347-1633 (428 amino acids)
Source: RefSeq, a predicted model, not a curated record